ACGUGUUCAGCUCAACCCCGAAGCCCGUCCCAUCCCCUGCAUAUCCAUACCAGUUCAAAGGAGGAGGCGUGGAUAGAACUGUUGUUACCUGUAUUAGAGUACCUGCAGCUACAUGGAAAGAAUUUAAGAUGUCGUCAAGGGAGAGGAACUGCAACCGAUGUGUCACGGCUUCAAUUACAGACGAGAUUCUAUUGAAAAAGAGGACAUUGCACCGGGUGUAAAUGUACCUGGCGCUAGCAAGAACAAGUGAGAAAUCAUAUCUUGCCCUACUUUGAUACAAAGGACGAAAUAUAAGAACGCUUCACUCGAGAACUCAUCUUUUACCUCGACCCCUCUCUCUCACUCUCAUAAGUGUUUCGUUUUUUAACACGCACGUUUUGGAUCAACAUCACUCUGCGACUCUCACCUGUGACGCGUUGACAAUGGAUUUCAGACGGCUGAAUAUUUCAAAGGUGUUUAGAUUUAACAUUUUGGAAAACAGAAGUUACAGGCCUAUCUGCAUCUGGAAAGGUUAGGUAUUGUAGUGUUGCCAAUGUGAACGUAAGCGUGACCAUUUCAUUCUAGUGAAUGGCCAGUCCCAGAAGCGGUUAUGAUCAUGCACAGACCCCUCCGAAGGUGGAGUUUUUACGUCUUCUUGUGUUCUGGCAUCAUCUACUUAAGGCUUGGGGCCCUGUCUUCCGUGGUGGCAUUGGGUGCCAACAUCAUCUGCAACAAGAUCCCUGGGCUGGCCCCUCGUCAGAGGGCCAUCUGCCAGAGCCGCCCGGAUGCCAUCAUCGUGGUGGGGGAGGGCGCCCAGCUGGGCAUCAAUGAGUGUCAGUACCAGUUCCGCUAUGGCCGCUGGAAUUGCUCCGCCCUGGGGGAGAGGACUGUCUUUGGACAGGAGCUGCGAGUAGGUAGCCGGGAAGCUGCGUUCACGUACGCCAUCACGGCCGCCGGCGUAGCCCAUGCCAUCACGGCGGCGUGUAGCCAGGGCAACCUGAGCCAGUGUGGCUGUGACCGGGAGAAGCAGGGUUACUAUAACCAGGAAGAGGGCUGGAAGUGGGGAGGCUGCUCAGCAGACAUCAAGUACGGCGUUGAGUUCUCCAGGAGGUUCGUGGACGCCCGCGAGAUCAAGAAGACCACGCGCCGGCUGAUGAACCUCCACAACAAUGAGGCAGGGAGAAAGGUCCUGGAGGAGCGGAUGAAGUUGGAGUGUAAGUGUCAUGGCGUGUCAGGCUCCUGCACCACCAAAACCUGCUGGACGACCCUGCCCAAGUUCCGAGAGAUCGGCUAUGUCCUGAAAGACAAGUACAACCAGGCGGUCCACGUGGAGGUGGUCCGGGCCAGCCGACUACGCCAGCCCACCUUCCUCAAGGUGAAGAAGACCCAGGGCUACCGAAAGCCCAUGGAGACCGACCUCGUCUACAUCGAGAGGUCGCCCAACUACUGCGAGGAGGACGCAGCCACGGGGAGCGUUGGCACCCAGGGGAGGCUGUGUAACCGCACCUCGCCCCACACAGACGGCUGCGACCUCAUGUGCUGCGGCCGGGGCUACAACACGCACCAGUACACCAAAGUGUGGCAGUGCAACUGUAAGUUCCAGUGGUGCUGCUUCGUCAAGUGCAACACGUGCAGCGAGAGGACGGAGGUGUUUACCUGCAAAUAAAGGGGCAUGACAUAAUGGACCUAUAGUACGGUACUAUGAUUGGGAGGGGCGUGGCAGGACUACCUGGAUGACAAGGAAGACCCCAGAGAAAAGAGAAAAGGACAUGUAUUGGAAGAGGAAUAGUGAGAGAUUUAAAAAUAAAAAGGAAUGGAAUGUUCAAUAUCAGCUCUUCAUGGCAUCGUUUUGCACAGCAGAAUCUAUAUGAGCUUUUUAAAAGAAAAGUGAGGGCUAAAUAUCAAUAGAUAAUAAUACUAAAAUCUUUGACUGACUGAGACAGAAUAAUGUGUGAUCAUGUACUGAUGUAAAAGUUAUGACUACAGGAAGCAAAUGGUGCCUGGAUGGGAACUGUGCAUUGCACUCUGGGAUUUGUAGUUAUUUUUUUCACAAAAUGGCUUCUUCAUGGAACAGAAAGACAGAGACAGACUCUGGAGAUGUGGUAGAAAAUGACAGUAACUGUUGAGGGAUGAGACUGGCAUGAGACUCUAAAAGUCUUUUAGUGAGAACUUUGAGUUUUACUUUCUUUUUCCACAGAGGGAGAGGGCAGAGGUGAAUAUUUGAGCCCCCAAACUGGAGGUGUUUUCUUUUUGGAGCUGUGUAGACAUGAAGAACGCUGUGUAAGUGUGGUGCCUUGGGGCGCAUUGAAAGUGGAGAAGUCUCUAUAGUAAGCCCUCUGCUGCCAACUGGAAUACGGUGGAGUAUGUUAGUUUUCCAGUCACACUGGAACUGUCUGUUUGAACACUGAAAAUAAAUUGUUUAUUUAUGUUAUAGUAUCUUAAAACAAAGCACUAACGGGUAGAAAUGUCUUUUUUUGUACUAAGUGUAAAAAUUACUUUUUAGAAAACUCUGACUGAAGAUAAUGCGUGUCUUUUAGAAUAUGGCCCUAUCCCACUAUCCCACUAUCAAUCCCCCUUUUUCUAAAAUGGUUUCAUUGCUACUGGUGUGUUGACUACAUAAAACAUCAACAAUACAGGGUAUUUCACAUCACAAUCAAUCACAUUGGUUCUAUUUUGCUGUAGCAUAGCUUUUGUUUUCAGUCAUUUAUGCAGCAGACGUUAGGCCUACAUCCUGUUUGGGUUAUUUAGCAUAGACAGUAGCAAGAGAACUCAUCUCUUAACCGCAAAGAUCCUUCCUCAAUUAUUUAAACAUGAUAUUGCUGGAUGUAUUGUAGAGUGGUGCACUGAUAUUAUUUUCUAUUCAGAAACGACCAAAAUUAAAAAGAAAUAAUCUCCCA
Molecule: messenger RNA, 2876 nt
Organism: Oncorhynchus nerka (sockeye salmon)
Lineage: Eukaryota; Metazoa; Chordata; Actinopteri; Salmoniformes; Salmonidae
Product: protein Wnt-7b
Exons: 4
Coding region: 590-1645 (351 amino acids)
Biological process (GO): multicellular organism development; positive regulation of JNK cascade; cell fate commitment
Cellular component (GO): extracellular region
Molecular function (GO): cytokine activity; frizzled binding
Source: RefSeq, a predicted model, not a curated record